AUGGACAGAGGACCCGAGUACACUAACAAGACCCUCCGUAAUUUCUUUAUGGAACGCGGUAUAACUCCAUGCUAUACAACAACAGCAGAUUCCAGAGCACAUGGUAUUGCUGAACGAUCAAACCGUACCUUAUUAGACGACCGUCGCACACAUCUACGGUGCAGCGGUUUAUUAAAUCGUCUAUGGUUUUCAGCAGUCGAAUUCUCCACCAUUAUCAGAAAUUCUUUAAUUUCGCCAAAAAACAAGAAUUACCCACGACAACAUGCUGGUUUAGCAGGACUUGAUAUCAGUACUCUAUUACCAUUCGGUCAAACUGUUGUAGUCAACAAUCACAGUCCCGGUUCAAAAUUUGCCCUCGUGGUAUUCCUGGUUGCGCCUUACAUCCAUUACGAAACUCAUAUGGUUAUAUUAUCUAUGUUCCAUCUUUGA
Messenger RNA from Saccharomyces kudriavzevii IFO 1802, 429 nucleotides. RefSeq lists its product as uncharacterized. Bases 1 to 429 code for a protein of 142 amino acids. The record is from RefSeq and is a predicted model, not a curated record. Gene Ontology annotation, molecular function: nucleic acid binding. The transcript has a single exon. NCBI's taxonomy places the organism in Eukaryota, Fungi, Ascomycota, Saccharomycetes, Saccharomycetales, Saccharomycetaceae. Gene Ontology annotation, biological process: DNA integration.